GAAUGCUACCCAUAAAUAAAGGGUGUUAAAAUUUGAGUGGAUGUUCUUGGAGCCAGGAAAAAGAAUUCUUGCAGCUACGAAGAAAGAGAAUAAUCAAUAGUAAAUAGUGGUAAUGGCCCUAAUGGGGACGGUCAAGGAUGGAGAGGAGAUAAUGCUAAAGAAGAGAAAUGAGGAGCUGGAGAAAGCGCUCAAAGAAAGCAAGCAGAGGGAGGAAAAGAUGAAAUCAGAGCUACAAAGGGCAUGGGAGAGGCUCCAAGUGGCAGAGGAGGCCGAGGAGAGGCUAUGCUCCCAGCUGGGUGAGCUCGAGGCUGAGGCUGUCAGCCAUGCCCGCGACUGCCAUGCCCGCAUUCUCUCUCUCAUGAACGAACUCUCCCAAGCCCACAACCUUCUCCAUCUUCAUCCAGUCACCAAUUAACAUCAUCAUCAUCAACCCUUUUAAUUUCCUGUCUUUUUUGGCUCUCUCUGCCAGCAUAUGUAUUUGGGAGCAGGUAGAGAUGUUGCUUUCACCUUCGUGGGUGAUUGAUCUGUUGAUAAUUAGGUCUCUCUCUUUAGUUAUGAUGAUUCUCUCCCUCUCCCUUUUUUUCUCUAGGAGAGUCAAGAAUUCUGUACAAUAUUUCUAUUUUCUUCUCUUCAUUUCAUUUCAUUGUUCUACUGGAUGUGAAUUUUCUCUACCCCUAUUAUUAUGAAUUUUUUUUUGGGUGGU
Molecule: messenger RNA, 703 nt
Organism: Populus trichocarpa (black cottonwood)
Lineage: Eukaryota; Viridiplantae; Streptophyta; Magnoliopsida; Malpighiales; Salicaceae
Product: protein RESPONSE TO LOW SULFUR 2
Exons: 1
Coding region: 113-415 (100 amino acids)
Biological process (GO): cellular oxidant detoxification
Source: RefSeq, a predicted model, not a curated record